AUGGAAUUGGGAAAAUCAAUAGAGAUGCAAAACGAAGUCGCAGUAAUACUUACGAAGCAUGUCAUCGCAACAGUUGCCAACGGCUCCAACUUUGUCUUCUCACCAAUAUCAAUCAACCUUUUGCUCUGUCUCAUCGCUGCUGGUUCCAGUUGCGUCACCAAACAAGAAAUCACCUCAUUCCUGAAGUUACCGUCAUCGGAUCACCUCAACUCAUUCUUGGCCAAGACCGUAUCUGUUCUCUUGGCCGAUGGCAGCAUCAAGAGAAGUGAUUUGCGUUUAUCUAUGGCUAAUAGUGUCUGGAUCGAUUAA
Messenger RNA from Microthlaspi erraticum, 309 nucleotides. NCBI's taxonomy places the organism in Eukaryota, Viridiplantae, Streptophyta, Magnoliopsida, Brassicales, Brassicaceae. The record is from the annotation of a GenBank genome assembly.